AUACCAUUGAAACUGAUUAAAUCCGAUCAGUUAAGAGUAAGCCUUCGAUCGGUGCAUUUCUAGUUAAGUAACACGUGACAAUAUGAUUUUGUGAAAGAUGAAAGCAUCCAACGCAACUCUACUAGCGAUUCUUCUCGCGCUCACCACGUGCGCCAGCUUCUCAACCGCCAAAACCGACAAACGUCAGUUGAAGGACGUCCAGCUGAAGAUUCCGCAGCAAAUCCCGGCACGACGCCUGUGCACCGACGACGCCGACGACUGUGUCGAAACUUGUCCCAUUGACUAUGACCUCGAUCCCAAGAAGCGGUACUGUCGUUACAAACGGGCUUCCUGUCCGCCGAACUACAUCCGCCGUCAGGGAAGUUGCGUCCUGGCUGACGUGCAGUGCCCGCCAGGAAGUGUCCGGCAGGGGAAUCGAUGUGUGGUGAAGAGCUUUGAGUGUCCCUCGGGGUACCUGCUAGAGGGAACCAAUUGCGUCAACUCCAAGUACUGCCCGAACGGGUUUCACUGGGAGAACGGAUUUUGCUAUCAGCAGCAACGGCAACGUGAAAAUUUACAAAUGUGUCCUCAUGGUUAUGAAGUCCGUAAUGGGAUUUGUAUUCAAAUUUGUGUCAAUUGUGAUACAGCUUGUGCAGAAUGCGAAGAAGAGGUAGCACCUCUUAGCUGCCCAAGCGGAUUUAAUUCGUACCGCGGAAAAUGUCUCAAGAUAUUGCAGGGGAGAGCCGAAGUAGUGCUGAGAAAUAUUACAUACAAGGUUCCGGUUGAGUGUGAUGACGAAGAGAUUUACAGUGAUGGAAGCUGCAUUUCUUACAAAUACGAUCCAAUACGCUGCUCCAGCGGUCAUUUCUACAAUGGGAAAUGCGUUGAAGUGGCGAAAUGUUCUCGUGGAUCCGGCAUAUCUUCAUCCUGUAGCUCGUGUUUUGUGAUAAAACUUUCAAACCAACCCGGCGUCUCUUCUUCUAACGGUUCGGCCGGGAAGGAUUGAGGAUUAUCUAAAUGCUCAACAGACCAUUCAGCGGAAUCCACACCCGGAGGCGGGUCCGGAUCCAAAAAUUCCACCGACCAAUCUUCUCCAAACUGGUCCAUCCUCACACUCAAGUAGCAGCAGAAAAAAAAACAAAACUUUUGGCGCGCUACAUGAAACUAGCUUAAACGUCAUUUGAAAGUGUGCCUUGAUUGCAGCGCCAUCCUUUUCUGGUGGAUAAUCCGAGAACUAAGUUUAAAUUCAAAUCAGCCGUUAUAUUCCUGAUUGAUGGAAUUAAAAAGAGAUUUACGUCUGUUUGUCUGUGCUAGCACCAUACUCUCUUCGGGA
Culex pipiens pallens (northern house mosquito) is the source of this 1312-nucleotide messenger RNA. RefSeq lists its product as uncharacterized. Lineage: Eukaryota; Metazoa; Arthropoda; Insecta; Diptera; Culicidae. The transcript has 2 exons. Bases 98 to 985 code for a protein of 295 amino acids. The record is from RefSeq and is a predicted model, not a curated record.